GAGUGUCCUUAUCUAGAAUUCCAAGAAGUCUAUGUUUCAUCUUUGAUUGAAUCUUUGCAAUGAAAGAAUCAAAAGUAUUAUUGUUAAUUAGUAUCUUGAUCUACUUCUCAUCGUUGACGGAAGAAGCUUAUAUAGCUCACAGAGGCAAGUGCCCGGAUGGUUAUCAGGAAGGAGACAAAUGGCCAUGGGGUGAUACAUGCGCAGUAUGUUCUUGUUAUACCGAUCACUGGGCGUGUGAAUCAUGUGGAGUUCCACUUCGUGCUUACAACUGCUAUCUGGAAUCGAACACAGACGCCCUGUAUCCGGGAUGCUGUCCUCAACUAGUUUGCAAGGGAGAUGACAACUUUAACCAAACUAAAUUUACUAUCCUUGGAUAAUAAAGCAUUUUACAAUGUUAUUAGAGAUUUAUCUUUAU
Molecule: messenger RNA, 415 nt
Organism: Saccostrea cuccullata (small rock oyster)
Lineage: Eukaryota; Metazoa; Mollusca; Bivalvia; Ostreida; Ostreidae
Exons: 3
Coding region: 60-377 (105 amino acids)
Source: RefSeq, a predicted model, not a curated record